Molecule: messenger RNA, 1107 nt
Organism: Pestalotiopsis fici W106-1
Lineage: Eukaryota; Fungi; Ascomycota; Sordariomycetes; Amphisphaeriales; Sporocadaceae
Exons: 1
Coding region: 1-1107 (368 amino acids)
Molecular function (GO): ferric iron binding; oxidoreductase activity, acting on single donors with incorporation of molecular oxygen, incorporation of two atoms of oxygen
Source: RefSeq, a predicted model, not a curated record
AUGCAUCUCAAGGAACUGCUUUUCAUCGCCCUGAUGGGCAAAAGUGCAAUAGCACACCCAGGCGCUGACCACGCUGCUGAAGCGCUCCAGCGCAAGGCAGCUCUGGCGAGGACUCGCUCUCUUGCAUCAUGCAACAGCGCUCUCGAGGCUCGCGGCAUUCCCCAAGCGGCAGCUCGUCGCCGACAUGCUCUGCUUUCGCAAAUGCAGAAGCGCGUCAUCCUUGAACGCGAUCUCGACACGGCCCUCAACACUACCCAUCACUCCAACCUGACUGGACUGACUGCGGAUACCGACCCAUCUGUCCUUUUCACUGGCAACGGCUCCUGUGCACUUGUCCCCGAGACCACGCAAGGUCCUUACUACGUCACUGGAGAGUUCAUUCGCUCCAAUGUCACCGAGGAUCAGGUCGGUGUACCGCUUUACUUGGACGUACAAUUCAUUGACACCAACACCUGUGAACCGGUGGAAGGAGUGGCUGUGGACUAUUGGCACGCCAACGCCACGGGUUCCUACUCGGGCAUCUCAAGUCAGGCUGGCCUGAACACGACCUGGCUUCGCGGUAUCCAGGUAACGGAUGUGGAUGGUGUCGUUGGUUUCCAGAGUAUUGUGCCUGGACAUUACACUGGAUGUACUCAUCACAUUCACCUUCUCGCUCACAGUCCUGGAAACUGGUCUUUGCUGGAGAAUGGUACCAUCACUGGUGGUCACAGUACGCCGCACAUUGGUCAAGUCUUCUUUGACCAGGAUCUCCUGGACGAGGUAGAGACUCUUGUACCUUACACCUCCAAUACUCAGGAUUGGACCAAGAAUGACGAGGACAACAUUGUCGUCCAGGAGGCCGAAGCCACCGGCGUUGACCCUAUGGUCAACUACGUUCUUCUCGGAGACUCGGUCUCUGAUGGUAUUCUCGCCUGGAUCUCUGUCGGCAUCGACCCUUCCGCCGUCUACGAAGUUGAUUCUGCGGUUCAGCACACGGCUGACGGCGGUGUCGAGGACCCCUGCUUCUUGAUGAUCAACUUGACCCCGGAUGACCCAGACCUGCCUCCUCUGCCUGCUUCCUGCACGGCAGCCAUCACGGCAACUGCUACCGCUACUGCCAGCGCUUAG